AUGACGAAUACAACUGCCAACAGCGUUAUUGAGUCUCUUCCGGAGGAGAUGUUGUCAGAGAUUCUUAGGCAUGCAGCCUCCAAUUCAGUUUCUGAUUUCGUCAAUCUCAAGCUAAGUUGUAGGGCAUUUUUUGGAGCAUCAAACUAUAAUCAUAUUUUUGAGAAUGUUUCAAUGGAGAAACACCGCAUCUUACCAUUGUAUAAAAGCGAGCAAGUUUUCUUUAAGCUAUGCAAAGAUGCCGGGAAUCCAGAAGCAUUAUAUAAGACAGGAAUGUGCAACUGUUUCAAUCGAAGGCAAACUGACUCAGGGUUGCGUUACUUGAAGAAAGCAGUCGAAAAAGGUCAUGUCGAAGCCAUAUAUUCUUAUGGCAUUAUCUUGAUUUGUUUGGGGGGUGAGCUACAAAAACAAGGGCUUCAAGUUUUGUCUUCUCUCAAUCUCACUGCUUCUAGCAAAAGAAGUUUCAAGAUUGCUAGCUGCCGUUCCAAAACACAGAAGAUCCUGAGCGAUAUGUGGGUCUUUUUCUCUUUGCCUGGGCCCCGAGAAUAUUCUUUCAACGAAGCAAAAGUAGUCGGCCGCAAUUGUGAGCACGACAUUCCGCCAAGAGAACACAAUCCGUGGAUAAUAAGAACCAACAUAGAAAUAGUUGAAAACCUCCCUUGUUGUGACUCCUGCUUUUGGGAUCGUGAAGCAACUUUAUUUUGUACUAUGCUCGAGGAAAAAGGAAUUCCUGAAGACGUUUAGUCGGCCUACUGCAUGUAAUAGCUAAUUCUUCUAUAUCUAUUCUCUUACAUCUUUUAU
Molecule: messenger RNA, 798 nt
Organism: Durio zibethinus
Lineage: Eukaryota; Viridiplantae; Streptophyta; Magnoliopsida; Malvales; Malvaceae
Product: putative F-box protein At1g67623
Molecular function (GO): protein binding
Source: RefSeq, a predicted model, not a curated record